GUUUUCGCAGCGCGUAGUAUCGUUGGUGCUUGACACUUGUAUGCCUGAGUUUUUGAUAGGAAGGAGAAAAUACGCGAGUUCCUAAAUUAAUGAUUUUCGAUCAAUUCGAACAUUUCAUUCAUCUGAAGUGAUAUGUGAAAGUUGUCGGGCUACAUUAAUCAUUUUUCAACGUGUUAACAAGACAUUUUACGUGUCUUUAUUUUCUAACCUAUAAUAAUAGAUAUGUAUAUCUAGUUGUGUUUAAUUAAAUAGUAUUAGAAAAAGAUGACAUCUUCCCAAACGACGGAGUUAACCGAGGAAUUGGUUAAAGACUAUGCGAAUUAUGCAAAAGUGGACUGGAGUAAUCAAAUGAAAAAUGUUCGCGAUGUCAUAGAGGAUACAUUGAUACGACUGGAGGAAUUCCAAUCGAUUGUUGCAAUGGUAGAGAAUAGCAGUGCUGAAUGCAUGCAGCAACAUCUUCCAAAGUUACAGCAAAUGAAGGAUGGUAUGGCAAUUCUUCGCAAUAGGAUAGAUGCACUGGAGCACAUUGUUGCAAUGGCAAACAUGAAUUUAAGUACGUUGGAAGCUGCUGUAGACAAGGCAGAAGCUGAUCUAGGUGUAUCAGAUAGAUUAUUCGGGAUAUUGAAUCCUCUAUCAUUUUUUAAGAAAACUCAUGAACCAGUUGCGUCAAGUACAACAUCAGUAUAUAAAUCACCCGUAAUUUAUAAAUCUGAUGACUACUUUCAAAGAGAAUAAAAAAUAUGUACAUAAAAAGAGGUUUAGGUUA
Molecule: messenger RNA, 766 nt
Organism: Trachymyrmex septentrionalis
Lineage: Eukaryota; Metazoa; Arthropoda; Insecta; Hymenoptera; Formicidae
Gene: Blos4
Product: biogenesis of lysosome-related organelles complex 1 subunit 4
Exons: 4
Coding region: 265-735 (156 amino acids)
Cellular component (GO): BLOC-1 complex
Source: RefSeq, a predicted model, not a curated record